Notothenia coriiceps (black rockcod) is the source of this 2212-nucleotide messenger RNA. RefSeq names its product SUMO-specific isopeptidase USPL1. Gene Ontology annotation, cellular component: Cajal body. Gene Ontology annotation, molecular function: SUMO binding. The transcript has 2 exons. The annotation marks the transcript as partial. The record is from RefSeq and is a predicted model, not a curated record. NCBI's taxonomy places the organism in Eukaryota, Metazoa, Chordata, Actinopteri, Perciformes, Nototheniidae. Gene Ontology annotation, biological process: protein desumoylation; Cajal body organization.
GACUGAGACCAUAUUAUUCACUGUGCUCUUCACUUUUCUAUCCGUUUAACCAGAUUUUUGCUUUGUGUUUUUUUUUAAGUGUGGCGCCGGUGUUUGGGCUGCACUUUGUAGAGGGACUUCCUGACAACGAUGUCAGUAUCUACACCUUCUCCUUCAAGGGGAAACGCUACUCCAUCACCACCGUCAUACAGUACAACCACCAACUGAAGCACUUUGUCACCUGGAUUUGUGAUUCUGACGGAUCCUGGUUAGAAUAUGACGACUUGAAACAUCCCGAUUGUAAGACUCACCAAAAGCUCCCGGUCCCGGCUCAGGAGAUGCACGUCGUCUUCUGGGAGGCGGAUAAAGAGUCUCGUGCCUGUUCUCCAUCGAGCACAUUUUCUGAAUGUCCCCCAUCUGAGAAUGAGAAGAACCCCUGUCUAAGUGAAAAUGGCUUUACAGCGGACAAUGUGUUGAACUUCUCCACCGAUCAGUCUCUUCUUAUGUCUCACAACGACACUGACAUAGUCUGUGCACUCUCAGCAUCUGAGGACGGGAGCGACAUCAUUGACACGACGAUCACGGCAGGAGGUGACACGUCUAUCGGUUCCACAACGCUGCUGGGCGCCUUCGAGGGACUUUCCCAUGAUGACAUCAUUACCCUCACCCUGGUGGAAUUAACCGAUCAUUCAGAAAUGCCUCCUUUGAACGAGAACGAACAAACCGAGGAUUCGAGCGCUCCCAGCAGGGAUAAAACACUUGACUCUAUACCCGAUAGCUCUUCUGCUGUAAUACAAAGUGAAGCGUCUCCCAGCCCUGAUUUUGAGCUACCCUCCAUUUCAUCGGAUUCUGCGGACGGCUCGUCGUGUGAUCCUACAUUUGUGCCUUGUGGAAAGAGAGGACGGGGCAGAGGCAGAGCAGCUGGCAGAGGCAGAAAGGUUGGCCGAAAAACAGUUACAAAGGUAGCGGAGCCGAAAGCAGCUCCGCAAACUUCACCAACUACAUCCUCUGAGCCCUCAAAAGAAGUCAUGAGCAAACCUGAGAGAGACGCUGCCUCUCAAAACACACCGCCUGUUGAAACUACUCAACGAGCAGCCCCCAUGUCUGCAACUGAUGCGCCACAGAAAAAUCCCAAUGCCAUCAACCCUCACUGGUCCUACAUGCUCAGCCAACACCCAGUCAACCAAUUUCAAAAGUCAAUUGCUAAAGUUACCCCCUCCAAAACACCCACCUCUGUCCCUCUAAGAAAGCUCACUCCUCCCAUCCACUCAACACCCAACCCUGUGAGGAAACAGCAGCUUCCUGUAGUACCCUUCCCAAAACCUCAGCUCAGGACAGAGGACAGCGAUGGUCUCCCGCUAAAAGCCGCAGAAAUGUACGGUGGAUUUGGUGCGAAGAGCUCCCCAAGUCCGCUCCCAUCUUAUGCGCUUCUCAAAGGAAAAUCAAAGCUGAGUCCACCUGUUACACCCAGCAACCAGAAAUCCCUAUUGAACACGCCGCUGUGUAUGCCUGGAGCAACUCGGCUACCGGAAAUUUCCUCAAAGAAGUCCUCGAAGCUUCCUCCAGGCCUCAGCGAGACAGAAGCCCUCAGGUACAAGCUGAUAAAGAAGCUAAAUGCAAAGAAGAAGAAGCUCGCCAAGCUGAAUGAGAUGUUGGGGCAUCAAGGCGGGGCCAGCCUCCGACCGGACAGCACCAUCCUGGGCUCCCCAAACACCGUCACCUCCAGCACGUACGACAGCUCCAUCUGCGACGACUUCCUCUCGGACCUGCUCUCGCCGGCAACGACCGCCAGCAACCUCUCCCCGGACAGCACGGGCUUCCUGGAGCUGCUCGCCAGUGGCCAGGAGGGGCAGGUGGAGCAGAUACACUGUGGGGUCAACGCUGCUGGAGCGCUGCCUCAGAUGAACAACACAGACAACUUCCUGGAGGAGUUUCUCUCGCAGGCCGUGACUCAAUUGCCGAGUGAGAUGGAGACGGACGCCCUCAGUGACCUGUUCAUUUGACUUCUAUGAAGUUUAUAUGCUUGUACAUGUAUAUGUUGUACACCUUAAAAUACUGUCUGCAAGUUUGGCACUUUGUAGUGUAAAUAUUGUAUAGAAAUGAGUUGUAUGAAGUUGUUAUGUUUACAGCAGAGCUUGUUUGAGUUUUCUGUUUUGUUAAUUAGAAAAUUACUUAAAGUCUCGUUAUGAUUUUUUUUUUUAAAUGUCAUUUAAUAAAUUCUUGAAUGACUUUA